UGAACCAGUUGAGGGCAGGCAGGGCGACAUGGUCCGCACCAGUUAGUUCCCGGGUCUGUGGAGUGGGACACUUUUUAUCCUAGCGGAGCACAGAAACCCGCAUCAGGAGCCGGACCGGGGUUUGGACCAGGACUCAGGAGCAGGCGGACCCGGACUCGGUUGGACCAGGACUCGUCAGAAUGGGAGCGGUGAAGUGAAGACCACCGAAGAGCUGCUCGGACUGCGUGGAUGAACCGAAGCACAAUGGUUCUACUCUUGUGGCUCGGCCUGUCCCUGCUGGUUGCAGUCCGGUCCAGCUCAGUGAAGAACUGCCACCCCGCCUGCCACUGCGACGUGGAGAGCUUCGGGCUGUUCGACAGCUUCAGUCUGACCAGGGUGGACUGCCGGGGUCUGGGUCCCGGUGCCUCCAUGCCCAUUCCCAUCCCACUGGACACCUCACAUCUGGACCUGUCUUCCAACGACAUGGGCCCGCUCAGCGACGCCAUGUUAGCUGGUCCAGGCUACACAACGCUGGUUAGCUUGGACCUCAGCUGCAACCACAUUACAAAGGUGAGCCCCAAUGCGUUGUCCAAGCUGCGUUACCUGGAGAGCCUGGACCUGAGCCACAACAACCUGGAGAGCCUGUCUCCACGCUGCUUCUCAGGGCUGCCUCUGGCCGAACUCGACCUCAGCCACAACAGUUUCCAGGAGUUUGACAUGGAGGUGUUUGCGUCUAAAGUGAACGGUGAGCCGCUCAUCGUGGAUCUGUCCCACAACAAGCUCGUGUCGCUCUCCACCAACCUGCACGGAAGAGUUUUACACAUUCAGAGCAUCAACCUGUCUGCCAAUCAUCUUGUGAACGUUCCCAGCAUGGCAGGGCUUCCGCUGAGGUACCUCAAUCUGGAUGCCAACCCCAUCACCAAGAUCAGGGAGGGAGCCUUCACCCACCUGAAAGAUUUAGCUUAUUUAUCUCUCAGUGGCCUUAGUGAACUGCAGGAAGUUGAACCAGACAGCUUUAAAGGUCUCCAGACCCUGCAAGUUCUGGAUCUGUCCAACAACCCUAAGCUCAAGAGUCUUAGUCCUGCAGUCUUCAACGGGCUAAAGUCCCUGCAGGAGCUGAAUUUAUCUGGUUCGGGUGUGGCGUCUUUGCCUACGAACUUGCUGACCCACCUGCCCACCAUCAAGAGUAUCACCCUUGGACAAGGAAUCCACUGCUGGAAGACCCAGAAACAGGGACAGUUCCACCGGCAGACGGGCCGGGUCCCACAUAAUGAGGUUCUGCUCUGUAAUGUGGAGGGAGUCGUGCUGUGAGACUGGACCGGAUCCUGAUCGCCUUCAGUCCUGACUGCAGGGCUGUGGCUCACCUGCUUUGAUAUGCAAAACAGUUUGUUGUUGUUGCUGUCGCCCAGUUAAAUCUGUUCCAGGGAGCAUUAUCUCUUAAGGUUUUAACGUAGCAUUCACAAACUGUGGACAAAUAAUCUUUUAUAAUGUUAUUUUUUCAGUGGACAGAACAACAACCCUGAUG
Molecule: messenger RNA, 1504 nt
Organism: Nematolebias whitei (Rio pearlfish)
Lineage: Eukaryota; Metazoa; Chordata; Actinopteri; Cyprinodontiformes; Rivulidae
Gene: tsku
Product: tsukushi small leucine rich proteoglycan homolog (Xenopus laevis)
Exons: 3
Coding region: 229-1290 (353 amino acids)
Cellular component (GO): extracellular matrix
Molecular function (GO): protein binding
Source: RefSeq, a predicted model, not a curated record